AUGAAGAACCCCACCAGGUUCCAGCGGGAGAUCAAUAUCGCGCAGAAGCUGGACCAUCCCAAUGUAGUCAGGCUCUACGAGACGUUCAAGGACGCUCGGAAGAUAUACUUGGUCAUGGAGCUCUGCACGGGUGGAGAACUCUUCGACCGUAUAGUGGACGAGGCACCAAGCGGGUUUGAUGAGGCACAUGCAGCAAAGUACAUACGGCAGAUUCUGUCUGCGAUUUGCUACCUUCAUGCCCACAGGUUCGCCCAUCGCGACGUGAAGCCGGAGAAUUUCCUCUUCCACGAUCCUUCUGCAGAGUCCCAGCUCAAGAUCAUCGACUUUGGCCUGGCUUGCCAGUUUGAGCCCGGGGUGAAGAUGAGCACUAAGGCGGGCACGGCCUACUACGUCGCCCCGGAGGUCCUCAAAGGAGGCUACGACGAAAAGUGUGAUGUGUGGAGUGCUGGGGUCAUCUCCUUUGUUCUCCUCUGCGGCUUUCCGCCCUUUGCAGGUGACAAAGAUCCGGAGAUCCUAAAGAAGGUGAAGACGGGAACCUUCGAGUUUCGCUCGCCUGAGUGGGAUCCAAUCUCUCAAGGGGCGAAGAACCUCAUAACGCAGAUGCUGACCUUUGAUCCUUCCAUCCGGCCAACUGCCGAAGUCGUGUUGCUCAGUCCGUGGCUCAAGUUCAAGGGCACGCCGAAGCCGGCCCCUCUGAGCAAAGACUUUGUCACGAGGCUGUCUGGGUUCCGUGCCUUCUCAAAGUUGAAGAAGGUUGCACUGACGGCGCUAGCGCAACAGUUGCCAGAUGAGAAGAUAGACGGGCUUCAGAAGACCUUUAGGUCAUUGGACAAGAAUGGUGAUGGGACGCUGUCCGUGGAAGAAAUCCGAGAAGCCAUCGUGCAGCAGGGGCUCAAUCCUCCAAAAGCCUUGGAGGACGACAUCCUACAAGCGAUUGAUUGCAAUGGCUCUGGUAGCUUGGACUACACGGAGUUCCUUGCGGCUACCUUGGACCAGAAAGUCUACAUGCAGCGGGAUGUUUGCUGGGCAGCCUUUCGAAUCUUUGAUCUGGAUGGCGACGGGAAGAUUACGAGAGAGGAGCUCGGCAAGGCGCGCGCACCCCUCUUUCGCAAGACGAGCUUUUUGGCGCGAGCCUGCUGCUCAGAAGGUGAAGUUUGGGACUGCAUAGCCAGCCUCAGCAGUAGUCGCAACUUGAAGCUGGCCGGUUCGUUUGCGACAGGGAAAAUCGAGAAGAUGAUCGAAGAGGUGGACAAGGAUGGCGAUGGAGCCGUGGACUUCGAGGAGUUCUGUGCAAUGAUGUCGACCAAGGCCUCACGUCCGCAAUCUGCAGCAGAAGCGCCGGCUAAGCGGCAGCGUGCGAAGAGCAGCAGAGGUGGCCAGUGCUCAUGA
This is a messenger RNA of Symbiodinium sp. CCMP2592, 1389 nucleotides long. Lineage: Eukaryota; Dinophyceae; Suessiales; Symbiodiniaceae. The record is from the annotation of a GenBank genome assembly.